UUACGUUUACAUUCUGUUCUCGACGUCGCGUUCAUCGUAGGGAGCCAUUAGCCUCGUCCGCGUUAAGCAUCGUGCCAUAUUCCCAUUCGCGCCCUAAUACUAACAACAUUCUCGUAGUUUUAAGUGAAAUAUUAUGAGAGUGAAAACCGAAAUGGACGACGACGAAAAGGGAAAGCUGUUUGUUGGUGGUUUGUCAUGGGAGACAACACAAGAAAACCUGCAACGUUACUUUGGCCGUUAUGGCGAAGUAAUUGAUUGUGUUGUUAUGAAAAACAGUGAAUCUGGACGCAGUCGUGGUUUUGGAUUUGUAACAUUUAGUGAUCCAGCUAAUGUUCCAUUAGUUCUUCAGAAUGGACCGCAUCAACUUGAUGGGCGCACAAUUGACCCGAAGCCUUGUAAUCCACGCACUCAGCAAAAGCCGAAACGCAGUGGAGGCUUUCCAAAAGUUUUCCUUGGUGGCUUACCAAGUAACGUGACUGAAACAGAUUUGAGGUCAUUCUUUACCCGUUUUGGUAAAGUUAUGGAGGUUGUCAUAAUGUAUGAUCAAGAAAAGAAGAAGUCAAGAGGAUUUGGCUUUCUCAGUUUUGAGGAUGAAGACGCAGUGGACCGAUGCGUAGCGGAGCAUUUCGUCAACUUAAAUGGAAAACAGGUUGAAAUCAAACGUGCAGAACCACGAGAUUCUUCUAGCAAAAUGAAUGAUAGCCAUCAAGGUCAAUGGGGACCACCUCAACAAGGUGGGCCUCCAAUGGGUAUGGCUGGGAAUAUGGGACCUAUGGGCGGUCCAAAUGGUCAGAUGGGUGGACCUAUGAUGGGGGGUCCAAUGGGCCCACCAGGAAACAUGAUGCAGCAGUAUCAAGGUUGGGGUACCAGUCCUCAGACUGGAGGAUAUGCUGCUGGAUACACUACUCAAUAUAAUUCGCAAGGUUGGGGUGCACCUCCUGGUCCUCCACAACAACAACAAAUACCGCCGCCUCCCCAUCAUCAGUGGGGGAAUAGUUACAAUGUCCAGCCUGCGGCAGCUACUCAAGGAUAUGGAAGCUAUGGUGACAUGUAUUCGCGACAGACCACCGGUUCAGGUGCACCUGGGUCCAGUAGCAGUUCAGCUAAAACUCCGGAUUAUACUGGGUACUCUGCAUAUGGUAAUUACGCUGACACCAGUUAUCCUCAGCGUUCGUACCAAGGAGGAGAAAGCAACCAAGGAAAGUGGAGAAUACAUCUGCCCGACUUAAUAAAAUGGAACCGCCAAGGAAAAGAGGUUAUUAGGUUCUAGAAAUAUUGAUUUCAUUGAUCGCUCGCGACAACGGCCCAUGAUCUUAUUGGGUUUCAAAGGUACUGUGGAAACAAUUGAAACCACACAUUUAAAACAGAUAAACAGAGAGGAAUAAGUAGCAAAAAAAGCAAGACGAACAAAAUGCCAGGACAAAGAGUAAAUGGACACCCAUGGUGCAAGUAAACUUUUGUAUGGCACUGGGAUAGAGGGUAGGAAGCGGAACAUAGAAGUAUUAUAAGAGUUAGAUUGAAUGGAAUAAGUAAAAUAAAGCAAAUAAAACGAAAGCGAGUGUAAAGAAUAAGGGAAUGCUGAACAUUAAUUACUUACCAGCAUUUGAGCGGGGGAUGGAUGAAAUUUCGUUUUGAGAAAUUUCUUCUCAGUGGAUGGCACAAAUUUCGAUGCUCGUUCACCUUUUUGAUACUUUUAGUGAACACUUCGGUAAUUUGAAAAUAAGAAUAAUUAAAUAAAAGAAAUACUAUAUUACGGUCUCCAGUGCAAGGUCAUUGAAUGACUGACACAUUUGAGACACCCGUCCCUCCACGAUCUCGUAUUUAUUAAAACAGAUAUGCUGGAAUGAAGGAAAAUGAAAACGUAAGGAGUAAUUAAUGAAAUAAUUAAGUAAGGUGUUCACACAGGCUGACUUAUAAUCUAAACUACAGAGAUAGUGUAAAAUAAAUAGAUCCUUUUAAUAUGAUGUAUGUAUAUCUAUAACUUUAUUGACAGCAGGCUGCAGUUUCCUUAAGCAUGUUUUUUCUCUUUUCCUUUUUUUUUGUGUGUUUUGUUAUUUUCAUAUUGUAUCUCUUAGGCAUAUUGACGUUUAGUUCCUUUUUCUUUUAUUCUUCUUCACUUAUGACUUUUCCUAAUCUAAAUCUGGUCCUUUUCCGUUUCCAUGUAUCUGAAAAAAGUUGAUUGUUUUUGGAGGGAAGAGGACGAGAAAGGAAACGAAAAAAAAGAUAUCGAAUUUUUUAAUGAAGAUUAAAAAAAAAGAAAAUUUGUAUAAUAAGAACUUUUGAAUCGUUAGACACGUUUCUGUACUGUCAUAUUGCAUCAAACAUGGAAACUAGUUUAUUUUUUAUCUCGGAUUUAUAAUAGUUAAUUAUUAGGCACCUUUAAGACUACAAUUAUUGUUACUAUUAUUAUUACUUCUAUGAUAAUUAUUACUAUUAUACUACUAUUAUCAUUAUGAACUAUUUACAGCUAUUUAUCACUAUUUACUGUUGCGACUGCUCCUACUGCAACCAUUAUGAUUGCACUACUAUACACGCUAUUAUUACUGUCUAUGAUAAUUAACAAAUAUUGUACGAUGAUGCUUAUAAGUGUUUAAAUUUUAGAUGAUUAGAUAUGAAAGAGAUCAUGAUAUCUACUGGAUGGAGGGAGGGGUAUUUGUAAUAUGUGCGGUGUACUCGGCGGGGGGCGUCGAUCUGAAAAGUCUACCUGAUUAAAUAUAUGACUUAAUUGUAUUUACUCUGUAGGAUUUACCAUAGUUCUAAACAAGGAAUAUUUCGGAAGAAUGCUCUCAAAUGCUCAUGUUUAUUACUGAGCGAGUCGCGUUGUGUCUUACUUUGUCAAUAAGAAUUGCAAGUAUUGCGCUAAUGUAAUUUUAAAUUUUUUACGAGGUCACACUAUAAUCAGUAGGUUACAAUUAAUAACGGAUCAACAAUUUGCGUAAGCUUCCUCACUAUUGAUCUCAAUACGAUUUAGCUUUUUCUUUCCCUUUAUGGCAUCUGUUCUUUCUCUCGUCAAAUUGUUGUAACUUUAACCACUUUUUUUUUCGUUUCUACAUUGUUUUCUUUAUUAUUUCACCUUGCCAUAUUUCUCGUAAUACACAAAUUCGUAAUAAGCGGUGCGAAUUUUUUUUUGUGUAUGUCAUUGAUCGACUUUCAAAUCAAUUAACUCCUGUACUUAUCCUCCGCAUUGUCUAUUUAAAGUGCUCGUUACCAUUUUCGGAUUCGAUACGUUUAAUUAACAGUAUCGCGUAGCAUCGUAGUAACAGAUAUGUAAAAGUCGAUGGGAUGAUGAGAAAGCAUUAACAAACGCGACUCGUGGAAACUUCUGGGAUCAACGCAAUAACACAUUUACUGACUAAACUAAAGACAAGAAAAGACGAGUAGGGAGCUCAAUCAAAGGAAAACCACCUUUUACACUAAUUAUUAUGGUAAUUACACGAAACACGUAAAACAUAACCGUACUCUCAACAGAUACACAUGUAACACGUACACUUCUACGCGCAUAAAGAAGUAAACUAAUUAAACAGAGGCCACAAGUUAUUGAACAUCCAAAUAAUAGUAAAUUAAUAAGAUGCUAAAAGUAGAUAAUGAAAAAGAAGUUAAAAUGAAAGGGCGAUGACUUUGUGGUUGUACUAAAUAAUACGUUAUUUAAUACCUACUUGAGAGGCAGAGAGCGAGAGAGGGAGAGAAAGAUGAGAGAGAGACUGUGAGAGCAGCAAAUUUAAAUAGCGAGAGAGAGAGAGAGAGAGAAAGUUUUUAUCUUUACGGCUGUUUUUUCAGAACUUAUUUUAUAAAGUAAUAUAAUAAAGAAACGUAAAUGAAAAAGCCACUAGUAUAUCGAUUAUGAUUAUAAUUAUUACUACUAACUAUUGUAUUUCUUACUAUUAUCGAUUUUUAAAAUAAAGUUAAAGCGUAUAAAUUUAAAGGAUUUUUAAGUGUAUGCAAAGCGUUAGGAGAAAGUGAUCAUAAUAACAUUUGAUUUAUAGAUGUAUUAAGGAUAUAAUUAAUGUGUUUGCUGGAAUCGGUAAGCCAGGUAAAUUAAUUUAUAUUAUAAUUAACGAGUCUCAGAGGGAUGAUUAAAUUACUCUAGUACGAAGGGAUGGGAAAUGUGAGGGAGAAAAAAAAGUAAAUAAUGACACAAAGUUAAAUGGCUGCCUUGCCGCACUUGUAUA
This is a messenger RNA of Bombus impatiens (common eastern bumble bee), 4169 nucleotides long. RefSeq names its product heterogeneous nuclear ribonucleoprotein 27C (gene Hrb27C). NCBI's taxonomy places the organism in Eukaryota, Metazoa, Arthropoda, Insecta, Hymenoptera, Apidae. The transcript has 7 exons. Bases 134 to 1270 code for a protein of 378 amino acids. Gene Ontology annotation, molecular function: RNA binding. The record is from RefSeq and is a predicted model, not a curated record.